Messenger RNA from Sebastes umbrosus (honeycomb rockfish), 6303 nucleotides. RefSeq names its product nucleus accumbens-associated protein 2. The coding region runs from base 1329 to 3122 and encodes 597 amino acids. The record is from RefSeq and is a predicted model, not a curated record. Gene Ontology annotation, molecular function: RNA polymerase II cis-regulatory region sequence-specific DNA binding; protein binding; DNA-binding transcription factor activity, RNA polymerase II-specific. Gene Ontology annotation, biological process: regulation of transcription by RNA polymerase II. The transcript has 8 exons. NCBI's taxonomy places the organism in Eukaryota, Metazoa, Chordata, Actinopteri, Perciformes, Sebastidae.
UUUAAUUCUGCAAUUGGAAGGAUUAUUAAAGCUUUCCAGUUGCUUUACUGUGACGUGACGCAUUCCCUUCCAGACUUGCGUCAAACAGGGAUUUCAGAAGUUUCACUAUUUAAUUAAUUAACGGCGGCUUUGACCUCUGUAAGCUUUUCUCUUUUCUCUUAGUCAUCCUCCUCUCUUCUGUUAGACCAUAUAGGCAUCUGUGUCCAGGGGCAAGUGGCAGAAGUUGCUUCAACCUAAUUGUCUUUCUCUACUCGUACUGUCCUCAAAUGACUUUCUCUCUGUCUCAACUCCCCCCUCCCUCCUUUGCUUCUCUCUAAGCUCUGCCCAGUCUCUGUCUCUGUCUGUAACUGUAGCCUGUGUUUUUCUCUCCCUCCCACUCCCUGCGACGUAUAGAUACUGCAUUGAUCAGACACACGCGCGCAGACACAUGCACACACGCGCGCACACUGAGCCUCCCACUCCUUUCAUCAUUGAUUCGCUCUGCUCUGCUCUGCUCUCUUUCUCUCUCUCCCCAUUCUCUCUCACUCUCUCUCUACAGCGGCACUUGUUGAAUUCAACCCUUGGAGAAUAGAGAGAGGGGAGAGAAACAGAGAGAGAUAAUGACAGGGAGGCAGAGGGAGGCUUUGAGACGGCGCUAGAACAGACAGCGAGCGGAGAGAAUGGGGCUUUGGAGGAUAUAGAGAUUGAAGAUAUAGGCUGCAGACACACAGUCAGAGGGAAAGUCAGUCACACAGCAGAAAGAGAGAGAGAGAGAAAAUCAUCUUUGAGACAGUGGGAAUGACACUUUAAGUCGACCAGACGGAGCACAUCAGAGUGCUCUCCUUCCAUCUCUAACUCUUCUGUCCCGCCGCCGCCGCCGCCGCUGCUGCUGCUGCUGCUGGUGUGAUAGCGUGCGCCAAGCCUCCGUGGUGUGAUGUGCUUACACAGGUCACAGCCGUCUGGGACAACAGCGAGCGCUUUUCUCCGCAUUCGUGCAUGUGUGUGAGUUUAGCAGGGGAAAAGUCGUUUGCUGCUGGUUUCUCCAGCCGGAGUUUAGGAAGAGGACAAAUGCUGACAACGGUAUAAUAGAGUCAGCAAAAUCAAGAAGUGUGUCUCUAAACUCUUGACAUGAAAAACUGGUUGCAUUCGGCGUGGCGUCCUCUGCCUGAAAAGUUGUUGUCGAGGCUGAUAUACAGGUCGUCAAAGUCCAUGCAUAAAUACAUGGAAGGAGUCCAAGGUUCUAGGAAUUUAAUCCAUGUUAAAACAGCAUAGCCUUAAGAUGCCUCUCUCAGUGGCGGAGUCUGCAGUAAAUAUCUGAAACCCCAUCUUCCUCUUCCUCUGCGGCCAUCAUGUCCCAGCUGCUCCACGUGGAGAUCCCCAACUUUGGAGCCACAGUUCUGGGCUCCCUUAAUGAGCAGCGCCUGCUGGGACACUACUGCGAUGUUUCCAUCCUGGUCAAAGGUCAGGCUUUCAAAGCCCACCGGGCCGUUUUGGCUGCCAGCAGCCUCUACUUCCGCGACCUCUUCAGCAGUUCCACCAAGAGCCAGUUUGAGUUGCCCUCCUCAGUCACACCUGCCUGCUUCGAGCAGAUCCUCACUUUCUGCUACACAGGGAAGCUAACGAUGGCUGCUAGCGAACAGCUGGUGGUCAUGUACACAGCUGGCUACCUCCAGAUUCAGCAUAUAGUUGAAAGAGGCAUGGACCUAAUGUUCAAGGCAAACUCGCCUCACUGUGACUCGCAGACGGCGGGGUCUUUAGAGGAAACCGGAUCCGAGCCACAGAGUCCCUGUAAUAAUGGCAACGGCCUGGCGGUGGCUGCCCUGUUGGGAACCACGGGCUGGUCUCCGUCCCUACUCAUGCCGCAACGUAAGAUCAAACUAGAAGGGGGCGAACCGACGCCCCUGACGAUGCCUUCGACGCAAAACAAGAUUUCGUCUUCGGAGUUGGGGAGUCGGCUGGCGAGGGCCAGCUCGCUGUUCUACACGACGGCCGGCGGGACCGCCAUCCCCGGUAUGCCUCCUUACCACCUUCAUGGGGCCGGUGGUGGGGGUGGAGCAGGAGGAGCGGGAGUCGAAAGGUCAAGUCCUGGAUCGUCCAGCCUGCCAACCACCGACAGCCCUACAUCCUACCAGAAUGAGGAUGAGGAGUUUGAGGAAGAGCCCUAUGAUGGGAUCACAGAGGAUGCCUACAGUCACCUCUAUGGACGUUCAGCUAACCCCUACGGAAUCCAGGACAAGCCGGAGAUGGCAGCGAUGCCCUUGGCCUUGGAGAGCCGCAACUGUGUGCUGAUCCGCAGGGACCUGGUGGCGCUGCCUGCAAGCCUCAUCAGCCAGAUAGGCUACCGCUGCCACCCUAAGCUCUACACUGAGGGGGACCCGGGGGAGAAGCUGGAGCUGGUAGCCGGUAGGCACGCACACACGCAAAGUACGCAGGUGUUCAUGACUCGAGGACAGUUGAUGAAUUGUCAUCUAUGUGCUGGUAUCAAACACAAAGUCUUGCUUCGCCGUCUGCUAGCCACGUUCUUUGAUAGAAACACUUUAGCCAAUAGCUGUGGGACAGGCAUCCGCUCCUCUACUAGUGACCCCAGCAGGAAACCCCUGGACAGCAGGGUCCUCAACGCUGUCAAACUCUACUGUCAAAAUUUCAACCCUAACUUCAAGGAGAGUGAAAUGAAUGUGAUCGCUGCUGAUAUGUGCACAAACGCGAGGCGCGUCCGCAAGCGGUGGUUGCCCAAGAUCAAGUCCAUGCUGCCCGACGGCAUGGAGGUGUACCGCGCAGGGAUGGGCAUGGGUGCUGCUGUGGGUCUGGGCCUGGCGCUGGGUGCCUCUCAACCAGGGGUGACCCUUCCCUUCGAGGCCCUAGACCAAAGGUUGUUUGCAGAUCGCAAGGACCUUCUCAGGACUCACCUACCGCUGACGGCGGGCAGCCCCGGGUCCGGGGCGGCCGGAGCGGAGGCCGAAGGCGAAGGAGCGGUCCAGGAGGAGCAGGAGGAAGACGAGGACGAAGCUGGGUUAGAAGGUGUGGACGGAUCACUGGGGGCGCCGACUUUGGUCCCGGGAGCCGAGGCGGGCAGUUGUGGCGACACGCCGCCGGAGCAGGAGGUGGAAAAUUUCGGACAAGGUCUGAGGGUGAACGGACAGUGAACGUCCCUCCGGGCCGCCUCUCACGUUGUGAAAUCUGUUGAACGGCGCAGUUUUCUUUUGCUUGCUCUCUUACUCUUAACAUCUCGUCCACCACUCUUUCUUCUCCUCUGUGCUUCCUCAUCAGGAAUGACUCGGCACAAAAAAGCUGCGCUCGUAGACCUUACUAUACAGGAAUUUGUCACACAUGCAUGCGCACACGUCGUGUACACGCAUACUUACUGAUAGUGGCAGUAGAUCACUCAUAGUAGAAGUAGACACAGGCAUGGCAUCAGCACAUUAAGAACAUUUCUGCUCCACCCUUUUCUUAGUAUACAGUAUUCAGUAUUUACUCAGUAUUUGGGCAGCAACAUUAUAAAGGCCUGAUAGCAGGACAAAUGGCUGGAAUGAGUCAUCAUUUCAGUGCAAUACAAAAGCAACAGCUGCUUUGCUGGCCGUUUAUGGAUUGUGGUGUAAUGGUAUGUAAAAUGAUUCUGUUUUCUUGGAAAGCCACGUCUGAAAAUAACCCAUGUAACCUUGGGGGGGGAAAACAGAUCAGAGAAACGAAGCUCUCUUAGAAAGCAGCUUAUUUUGUUGUAUGAUAAAUAUGUAUGAAUAUUAUAACAAAGAUUGUAUUAUAAUUAAAGGUCAAGCACUGCAUUACCGCCACUAAACGGAACAUUUUGCAUUUCUGUUAAAACGUCAUUUUUAGGAUGAAGGCGAGAAAAAGUGUUUUCUGCGAAAGCUAAAGGCGGCCCAACAAAUGCUCUAUCACAUGGAGUCGUGUAUUCACGCAUAUCUGCCUGUGACUUAUUGGAUUAGAUUGUCAAUGUGAUGCCUGUGUCUGCUCCAGACCGCCCCUCCCGACCACACACACACACACAUAGAUCCAUACACACACACACACACACACAUGCACACAUUUCUCACCUUAUGAUACUUAGCCUUUAAUAUCUGCAUUCAAAAUACACUGUCCAAAAAAAAAAGAAACAAUGCUUUUUAACUUUGAAAAAUCCUUUUUCGAUGACAUCAUUCUGUCUUGGAGAUGCGGAGAGAGACGCGAACAAGAACGUGCACUAAAAUCCAAGCUUGCAUGCAUGAAUACAAACAGUAGAUACGGAGAAUUACCGAAAACAACAACAACAAACCUGCAUCUAAAUAAGAAAUAUGUGCCGUAAUAUGCCGUUAAAGGACUUUUUUUCCAUUUCUCACUGGGAUCUGACCUCAGUCUGACACGUGUUAGAACUGACCCGGGUGUGACGCAGGAUCGGCUCUGUUUGGAUUUCCUUUUUUUAAACUUUGGAGAGUGCUCACCACGUGUAGACGAGACUGAACAUAUGGAGUAGGAAGAGGAAGUGCACUACACCGAGUGGUAGAAGAGAGAAGCACUGUUUUACCUUUGAUGUGGCGGUGUGAUCGGCACCAAGACUACAUAGUCCUGCUUCCAUCCUGUUUUUUUUUUUUUCCUGGGGGGUUGGGGGGGUAAAUUAUUGAAUAAAACUUUUUGCUGGCUUAUUGCAUUUGCACUCAAAAAAAGGUUUAAGGGUGGGAAACUAAGGCAAAAUGUGACUGUACUAAAGACUGAAUAUGUCCUCCACAUCACCCUGAUUGUUUAUUUGAUGAGCAGAUUGUGGGUUUGGAAAGAGGUCUUUCUGAAGAUACCUGUUUCUAUAUUUCUUUUUUUUGAAGCGGGCGGAGUGAAGCAAUGUCUAACAGGGACAAAAAAUACCUGUAUUUGUCAUAUUAAUUUUCUUUUUUUGAUAUCUGUUCAUGCUUUCUGCCACGCGUAGGGACGCAGUCCAAACAGCCUUCCUUUGUUGUUUUGUGCAUUGAUUUUAAGAGAUACACUGUUCUAUGUUUUUGUGUGUCAAAUCACAUUUAAUCACAAGGUCAGACCAUCAAAUUUAGUCAGCUCAAAAAAUUAAUCAGACUUUUCCACUGCAAAAAAUGAAUAGCAUAAGCUAACAACCAAGCAGUAUACGCCCUUGAUGUAUUUGUUUGUUUGUGCUUCAGCGCUGUGCCACCUCAAAGGUUGUGUUUACGUGUCUUGUUUCGUAUUCUUUAGGAGACGCUUUAAGAUGGCCCUGCACAAGAAACACAGGGUUAUAAUUGCACUAGGUAAUAAUAAUAAUGAUAAUGAUAAUAAUAAUGAUGUUUACAGUAUCUAGUAUUUUUCUUUUCUUUUGUGAUCUACCAUAGAUUUAACAGGGCUGUGAUCGAAUGGCUGAGAUGAUGAAUGAAUGUAAACUGCAGCACUGCUUUGGCGAGGGGUCCGAGCCUUGAUUGAAUAUGGUCAAAUACUCUUUGUAUUAUUUUUUAUUUUUUAUAUGACUCAGUAUUCCCUCAAUUGUAUGUAAAAAAUAGGCCAUAAUAUAACAUUAAUCUGACUGUGAUGAUGAUGUUCAAACCUAAAGCUUUAGUGAUUUUGAAACUGGUCUUCCGAAGUGGUGAACACCGGGGAGUAUUUCCCUGAUAAUAUAGAAAACUGCACGAGUACAGACUUUUAUUACUCUAUUGUUUUUAUUUUGUCCCAACAAGCUUUUAUUUUUUUUAGAUAAUCUGAGUAAUGUGUGUCACUAAUGUUGAAAUGAAUGUGUUCACCAAACUGAGAGAUCAUGACAUUUUCUGUAUAGAAAAUCAAAUUUUUAAGCUUCGAAAGUAAGAAAAACAUAAUAAAGAUAUUCAGUGGUUCAUUGGACCCACUAUCUUAGUUACUUUAUGACUUUACGAGAGGAUCAUCUGCACUUCUGAUUUUGUCAACCGAGGUAUCAGUCGUUUUGGAAGUAAACCAAAUUCACAGUUAUUACUUUAGAUCACAAAAUAGUUCGCAACUGCCGCCCAAAAAAUUUAAAUCUGUGUUCUCCACUGUUAAACUGUGCGGUAAGUAUAAUAUUUGUUCUAUUUCCUCUCUCUGUAUUUUCAUGCACGGUGAAUCUAUGCCUUUGGUUCUGCAGGGUUUUUUUUUGUUUUGCAUGGCCACGACUUUAACUUCGAGGAAUUAACUCCAAUUAAAACGAAUCGGUAAAUAAUAGCCUAUAGGGUGGGAAAUAUUGAUAUACUCCACUGUAGUGAUAAAGGGGGUGUGGAGCAGUGCCUUAGACUGUGACUGUGUGGAUGUUGUGAUGUGAACCUUUAUGAUCAGAGACGAACGAGACAAAGUAGCUGUAGGGGUAGGAUGCACACAUUGAUUUUUUUCCUUUACUAU